AUUUUACGUUUUGUUCUUACACGGAACGUUUGCCUUGAAUUUUGAUGCCUUAAUCUUACGCUUUAUUUUUACGUUUUAUUUUUAUGCUUUAUUUUUAAGCAUUAUUUUUGUGCUUUAUUUUUACGCUUUAUUUUUGUGCUUUAUUUUUACGCAUUUUUAUUUUUUUUUUUUCGCUGCCCUGGUGCACUUCCCCGACAAGCGACCCACUAGACAAACCGCCAAACGGCUAACCAGCUAGCCAACCGCCUAACCGUCUAACCGCCUAACCGCCUAACUACCCCCCUGCGCCAACUAUGAAUAAGCGAAUCUUCGCCUUCCGAGAUGACACCAAGUCCAAAGAUGCCGACGAGUUCGUCCGGAAAAAUGGCUUCACUCUACCUCUGCAGAUUUUCCAAGUCAUGUCCUUUAUCAUAUUCCUAGUCAUCGUGGGGUUAAUUAUUUUCAUUUCCGCCUUCAGCCCGAGUAGCGUUUUUAUCGUUUUCUACGUUUUCUUUUCCAUUUUAAUUACCGUCAUUUUGGUCCUCUCCUACAUUGUCACCAUAAUCAACCCCGUUGACCCUCUAUCCUUUAAGUACACGAAUAGCGAAAUAAACCAGGAAGAAAUUAAGAACCUCUACGAGUGUGAUAUUUGUGGCUUUGUAGAACCACAGAGCAAGCAUUGCAAAGUUUGCAACAAGUGCGUGUCCGUUUUUGACCACCACUGCAUGUGGGUGAAUAACUGCAUUGGGAAAAAAAACUACAAAUACUUCGUAGGUCUCCUCUCCGCUCUGACCGUGUUCAACUGUGUCGUCUUCCUCUUCUGUAUCGUCUUCUUUGCCGUUUCGAUAAAGCAUGAUCUCAUAAAGGACAGAUGGAAAUACUUAUACGGGUCGUACAACGACAUCCUAUUCUACCUCCUGCUGUGUUCCCUCUUCGUCCUGAACGCAGUAGUCUUUGUACUAGUCAUACAACUCUUCGGCCUCCAUAUUUUUCUCAUUUCGAAGAAAAUGACCACUUACGAGUAUAUCGUCAACCGGUCGCACUCCGAAGAGGAAGAGAAGGUAGGCAUUCGGACCUUCUUCGAGUGGCUAAUCAUAGACAAGAAACGCCUGCAGAAGUCGCACGGUGAAAAUCAGGACAUUGAAAUCCAGGAUAUUGAAAGAGUUAUGUCUUUAAAAAGUUAG
Molecule: messenger RNA, 1163 nt
Organism: Plasmodium coatneyi
Lineage: Eukaryota; Apicomplexa; Aconoidasida; Haemosporida; Plasmodiidae
Product: Palmitoyltransferase
Exons: 6
Coding region: 294-1163 (289 amino acids)
Biological process (GO): protein targeting to membrane; peptidyl-L-cysteine S-palmitoylation
Cellular component (GO): Golgi apparatus; endoplasmic reticulum
Molecular function (GO): protein-cysteine S-palmitoyltransferase activity
Source: RefSeq, a predicted model, not a curated record